AAUGAACUGAAAAUAAACCCUAAACAGUAUAGUAAUCAUUGAGUCUUCAACGAUCCACAACGUCUUCAAUAUGAAAUUCGCCAUCGUCCUGUUCGCCCUCUUCGCCGUGGCCCUGGCAGAUGUCCAGAUCCUCCGACAGGAUAGCACAGUUGAAGCCGAUGGUUACAAAUAUUCUUAUGGUUUAUCCGACGGUACCUCGAAGGACGAACAGGGUGAGCUGAAGUCCAUCGGCCCCGAUGAGCAGGCCAUCGUAGCCCGAGGCGAGUUCAGCUACACGGGCCCUGAUGGCGUGGUGUACUCCGUCUCCUACGUGGCCGAUGAGAACGGAUUCCAACCCCAGGGUAGUCAUCUGCCAGUUCCCGUAUAAGUUAAGAAGUUGAAAUAAAUUGUUUAUAAAGGAA
Messenger RNA from Drosophila simulans, 401 nucleotides. Its product is annotated as larval cuticle protein 65Ag1. The record is from RefSeq and is a predicted model, not a curated record. Bases 71 to 367 code for a protein of 98 amino acids. Gene Ontology annotation, cellular component: chitin-based extracellular matrix. Gene Ontology annotation, molecular function: structural constituent of chitin-based larval cuticle. Lineage: Eukaryota; Metazoa; Arthropoda; Insecta; Diptera; Drosophilidae. The transcript is spliced from 2 exons.